CUCACUUUGGCAGAGCUCCUACCAGCACGCCCGCUGUGGAGGCGAUUUAGUGAAGGCAUCCUCUGGGUAAAUAUCACCCACCCAGUUUCCAACAGCUUUGCACCGGAUUGACGAGCAGAGGUGAAGGAAUACCUUUUAAAAGGGUGGAGCUGCGGUUUCUUUAAUAAAUGAUGAGGAAUUGAGCUUAAAUGUAAAAGGGUAAUUUGGUGUUUAUGUCUCACAUACAUUGUGUCCGCUGAUAGUCUCACCCAGCGCCUUGUUUUUGUGUCUAAACAAUGACACAGGUGAUGUUAUGUCACCGGACCGACCGGCUGCUGGCUGGUGCGGGACUACCCCAGGCGUUCAUGUAAAGCGCCCUGAUGGUGGCUCUCCAUGGAGGCUGUUUAUGCAAUCCGACGCAGUGUUGCAAGUGGGCUGACUGUCGUUUGAUGUUACUCUGCUGUCUCAAUAUGAUACGAUCCCCAGAACCGUCAGGCCUGGAUGUUUCUGUGAAAUAUGCCUAAAACAUCAGAAAGUGAGGGAGCUGUCCCUGAGCGGGGAUGACAGUGUCGAGGCUCUAAACAGGAGGGCCAACUCUGGAUUUUAAGGCGUAAAAAGCAGCGGGGAAAGCCACCGGACUGACCAUGUCGAAAGUUGUGAGUAACAAGGAGAAGAAAUCCUUCAGCAAAAAGCUGUUCCGGAGGAGCUCGGUGCGCUCCGUGGGGAGCUUUAUGAACAGAGUUCUACGGACUCUCUCCACUCUGUCUCAUUUCGGCACCGACGAGCAGGCCGCCGAGGAUGAGAAGGACGAUGCAGCUUUGAUCCCGACUACCACCGGAGGGUCAGUCCCGUCCGACGACAGCGACUGCGGGGGUUUCCCGUUCGGGGACAAGGUGCCGGGUGUUGCCGGGCUCAAGAACCAUGGCAACACCUGCUUCAUGAACGCUAUAUUGCAGUGCCUGAGCAACACGGAGCUGUUCGCUGAGUACCUGGCUCUGGAGCAGUUUAAAGGAGGAGGAGAGACCAGCAGUAACAGCGACAAGGCCAAGUCUAACGGGGUGCUGGUGCAGAAGAAGGGGAGCCAGCAGCCGCAGGAGGCAGGGGAGGUGACAGAGCAGCUGUCCGGUCUGGUUCGGGCGCUCUGGACCUUUGAGUACACGCCUCAGCACAGCAGAGAUUUCAAGAAUGUGGUGUCAAAGAGCGCCCUUCAGUUCAAGGGUAACUCCCAGCACGAUGCCCAGGAAUUUCUCCUCUGGUUGCUGGAUAGAGUUCAUGAAGACCUCAACAACAUCAUCCACCCUGAGAGCAGACCUCCAAGGAAGCCUCCAGUAGAAGAUGAAAAUCCGCCUGAAGGAUCUCCACAACCAGCACCUGGCUCUUUUGUACAAGAACUGUUUCAGGCACAAUACAGGUCCUCUCUGACCUGCCCUCACUGCCAGAAACAGAGCAACACUUUUGAUCCUUUCCUCUGCAUCUCACUGCCAAUCCCUGUACCUCACACACGGCCCUUGUAUGUGACAGUGGUGUACCAAGGAAAGUGCUCCCACUGUAUGAGAGUCGGGGUGGCGGUGCCUCUCUCUGGCACUGUGUCCAGGCUGAGACAGGCUGUGGCCCAAGAGACCAAAAUCCCUGCUCAACAGAUUGUCCUCACUGAAAUGUACUAUGAUGGCUUUCAUCGCUCCUUCUGUGAUGAUGAUGACGACCUUGAGAUCAUUCAGGAGAGCGACUCCAUCUUUGCCUUUGAGACACCUGAGCUAUUCAGACCAGAGCAGAUCCGCUCAAAGCGAGGCGGGAGCCCACAUGCAAAUCUCAACCAGAACAACUUGAAGUAUGGCACAGAUAAUAACAGGAUAUCUACACAAAUACAAGAGCCUACAACCCCACCUCAGAGUCCCAAUAAAAAUAGUGGGCAGGCUGAGAAGAUUGUCCUGUUGGUGUGUAACAGAGCCUGUGCGGGACAGCAAGGACGCAGGUUUGGUAAUCCAUUUAUACUCUAUUUGGAGCGUACAGUGACAUGGGACGUACUUCAGAAAGAGAUUCUGGAGAAGAUGCAGCAUCUUUUACGCCCUGGAGUCUUAGUGCAGGUGGGACCCUUCACUUUGCGUGUGGUAGGAGUGGUUGGAAUCACUUAUCUCUUACCUCAGGAGGAGCAGCCGCUCUGCCAUCCCUCUGUGGAGAGGGCCUACAAGUCUUGCGGUCCUGGAGGGCCACCUCAUGUAAAAAUUGUAGUCGAAUGGGACAAGGAGACGAAAGACUAUCUGUUCAAAAGAACUGAGGAUGAAUACAUCCCAGAUGCUGAGAGUGUGCGUCAAGUAAAGGAGCAGCACCUGCAGCCUCAGACCUGCUCACUUGCCCAGUGCUUUCAACUCUACACCAAAGAGGAACAGCUUGCUCCUGAUGAUGCCUGGCGAUGUCCACACUGUAAGCAGCUUCAGCAGGGCAGCAUCAAGCUCAGUCUGUGGACCCUGCCAGAUAUCCUCAUACUACACCUGAAACGCUUUAGACAGGAUGGGGAUCGACGGAUGAAGAUGCAGAACAUGGUGAAAUUCCCCCUGACAGGCAUGGACAUGGCUCCACAUAUGGUAAAGAGAAGCCAGAGCAGUUGGAGUCUACCCUCCCACUGGUCACCAUGGAGACGGCCUUACGGUAUGGGCCGUGAUCCCGAGGACUACCUUUAUGACCUGUAUGCAGUGUGUAACCAUCAUGGGACCAUGCAGGGAGGACAUUACACAGCUCAGUGUAAGAACUCCAUUGAUGGACAGUGGUAUUGCUUUGAUGAUAGCGAUGUUCAACCUAUUUCUGAAGAUGAGGUCUGCAAGCAGACUGCUUACAUCUUGUUUUAUCAAAGACGUGCCACAAUUCCAUCUUGGUCUGCCAACAGUUCUGUGGGAGGAUCCACCAGUUCUUCUUUGUGUGAGCACUGGAUUAGCCGGCUGAUGGGUAGCCGUCCACCUAGCCAAGCCUCAUCUGGUUCCUCCAGACGCACCUCACUGGCCUCCCUCUCUGAGUCUGCUGAGUUUGCUGGUGAACGCAGCGAAGACGAUGGCUUAUCAAGCCGUCCAGCAGUGAGAGGCAUGCAAAGACAGACAUUCUCUUCAAGAUCUUCCAUUGCCAGCCCACUAGUGCUUGGUGAGAACGGCACUAAACCAUCCUGGUCCCACUCCGCCAAGCUCCAACUCCGAUCCAACUCUCCAUCACGCUUCUCCCUGGAAUCCCACUCCUCCUCCCCGACCCUCGAAAGGAUAGGGGAGGUGGUUGAUAGCAAGCUGUCAACCUCCUGCUUCAGUGGGUCACCUAAGCCAGAAAGAUUUUCAGGGGGCAAGUCAUCUCUUGCAGCUUUGGAUAGUAAUCCAGGCAGUAAGAGGCUGAUAGAGCAGGUUCACUCCAAGGCUGUGGCACAGGCAGAGCAGAGGAGCUCCUCCCAGGCUGGGGAUAACAACAAUAUAGUUGCUGCUGCUGAACAAAUCAGUCCUCGACAUGGGGCGACUGCAAAGGAACCAAAACAAAAAAAUGGUGCUCCAGAUAGCGCUCCUGUCAAAAGGACCUCAGCAAAGACUGGGUUGGAGAGUGAAAGGAGUCCUAAGAAGCGACAUGCCACCUCCUCAACGUCGUCUAGUUCCCUGUCUCCUGCAUCCCCAGCCAUUGACAAGUCACCAUCUCGAACGCAGACCAAGGGUUCAGCAGCAGCAUCAAACCCCAAGGAUAAAAGUGAUGGACCACCUAAAGCUGUUAAGGCUGGUUCCUCAAGAACAGCAACCCCCUCCAGGAAAGGGUCAUCCCAAACCCAGGAGGUCUUACAUCCUGACUCUGCACAACAGAGGAAGAGUGGUUCUCCAGGAUUACAAAGUUCACACCCUCAAAGGAGGACAUCACCCAGAAGUGGAGGCGAGAAAAGCUCUGCCCCAGGUAGGACUAAAGUAGCAGACAGGAGUACAAGUCGUGAAUCCUCACGGACCAAUAUGGUCUCAGAAAAAAAGGUUAACCAUGGAGGUCCUUCCUCCAGGUCGAGUGCUGGUAGUAAAGCAGAGGUCAGGCCUGGCCGUGCUGCGGAGAACAGGGUGGCAGGACGAAGUUCAAGCAGUAGCUCUUCAAUGACUAGUCUACGAUCCUCGAGUGUGGGUGUUUCAUCUGUAAGUGCAGCCCAGCCAUCAAAGGGACCUCGAAGAAACAGUAAGACAGAGGACAAAGGUUUGUCCUUCUUCAAAACUGCUCUGAGGCCCAAAGAGACACGCAAGUCGACUGAUGGUGGGAAAGCAGGGGCAGCGGAAGCUAAGGGAAGUCCGGAGGAUGUUGGUGGGGAUGCAGCAAAAGAGGGAAUCACACAUGGGGCAAGCAAGAAAGCCCAGAAUGCGGCUUCAGAGGCCCAGACAAAUGUGAGCACAGCCAAAGAAAAGGAGUCCUCUAAGGUGUCCAAUGCAGCUAAGCAUUCACUGCUGCCCUCCACAAAAUCCAAGCUUUCUGGAGCAGAAACAAGCAACCAGUCAUCUGCCAAUGCAAAAGAACCUUCAAAGAAAGAGCCUGCUAAAAAGACAAUGCAGUCCAGAAAAAUCCCUAUCGGCUCCACACAAACUAGCCAGAGGUCGAAGUAA
This is a messenger RNA of Scomber japonicus (chub mackerel), 4568 nucleotides long. RefSeq names its product ubiquitin carboxyl-terminal hydrolase 31-like. The record is from RefSeq and is a predicted model, not a curated record. The transcript is spliced from 16 exons. Bases 624 to 4568 code for a protein of 1314 amino acids. Lineage: Eukaryota; Metazoa; Chordata; Actinopteri; Scombriformes; Scombridae. Gene Ontology annotation, molecular function: cysteine-type deubiquitinase activity. Gene Ontology annotation, biological process: protein deubiquitination.